GUCUAAAUAUUUCCCACUUCUUUGAUGACCGUGCCCUUAUUGCGCGUAAGUUGCAUUUUAGCACAACAAAUCACUGACUGUGAUAAACGUUGAAGAAGACACUGUCUACUUCAUGGAUCCAUUAAAGAGAAGAUUGAUUACCGGAGAGUGGAAGAACAUUGUGGACAAAUUUUCUGUUAAUAUUAAAGCGGCAUCAAAAUAUAUAAUGCUCAUGUCAAAAGGCAAGGUCGAAAAACAAUUUACCUGGAAAAACUGUGCGGGUAUUCCGGAGCAACAUACUGCUAAAGACUGUGGCUAUUUCAUAAUGAGAUACAUGAAGGACAUAGCGGAGGAUAAGAACUUAGAUUUUUUCAGCAAGUGGGAGAGAAGAGGGAAGGCAACAUAUACGCAACAGCAUAUUGAUGCAGUCAGAACAGAGUGGGCAAAAUUUGCUGUUAAAACAUAUAUGUAACCAGUAUCACAUCUAGCUGGUUAGCACUUGGGUUUAGGGACUUAUUUUGGUAACCUUGAUAUAUGAUACAUUUGCACUUUUGUAAAUUUGUUGGAUAUGGCAAUGUAUGAAACAGAUGGCAGUAAUCUAUG
Molecule: messenger RNA, 582 nt
Organism: Rosa chinensis
Lineage: Eukaryota; Viridiplantae; Streptophyta; Magnoliopsida; Rosales; Rosaceae
Exons: 4
Coding region: 113-451 (112 amino acids)
Biological process (GO): proteolysis
Molecular function (GO): cysteine-type peptidase activity
Source: RefSeq, a predicted model, not a curated record